Achroia grisella is the source of this 713-nucleotide messenger RNA. RefSeq names its product cytochrome c oxidase subunit 4 isoform 1, mitochondrial-like. The record is from RefSeq and is a predicted model, not a curated record. The coding region runs from base 43 to 564 and encodes 173 amino acids. The transcript is spliced from 4 exons. Gene Ontology annotation, biological process: mitochondrial electron transport, cytochrome c to oxygen. Lineage: Eukaryota; Metazoa; Arthropoda; Insecta; Lepidoptera; Pyralidae.
UGACGUUUUACUAAUCCAAAGUAAGUAGUAAGAAAUACCAAAAUGUCCUUACUGGCAAUAAAAACUUCUGCUCUUAUACCACCGUUGUCUAAUACCAGGACAAUAUAUGGACGAUGUCGCACGGGCAACAGAGAUUUGGUGGGCUUUGGAAUAAACGGAUGCGCCAAUUAUAAAGACGACGCUCACUUCCCAUUCCCGGCUGUAAGGUUUAAGGAAAACACUAGAGACAUUUGUGCUCUCCGUGAAAAAGAAAGAGGUGAUUGGAAGUUGUUGUGCUGUGAAGAGAAGAAAGCACUGUACCGUGCCUCUUUCUGCCAAACGUUUGCUGAAUUCCAACACCCCACAGGCACGUGGAAGUUCGUCCUCGGUGGAGUAUUCUUCCUGACAUCAUUCGCUUUUUGGGCAGCGAUGUACAAUCACUACUACGUUGCUGGUCCCUUACCAGCUUCACUGUCGAAAGCAUCUCAAAAAGCACAGCUUAGAAGAAUGCUAGAGAUCCGUGCCAAUCCUAUAGACGGUAUUUCAUCGAAGUGGGACUACGAUAAUGACAGAUGGAAGUAUUGAUAACCGAACGACUUAUGAUGGUGCAGUAAACGAGAUAUAUAUGUGUUUAUUCAGUUGUUAUAUCCAUCUGCAUAUCCUAUAGUUAUUAUUUGUAUAAUAUUCAGAUUAUUCAGUCAUGUAAUUCUUGUUUAUUUUUAAUAAAGUUGUGU